Cryptosporidium ubiquitum is the source of this 1014-nucleotide messenger RNA. RefSeq lists its product as uncharacterized. The record is from RefSeq and is a predicted model, not a curated record. The coding region runs from base 1 to 1014 and encodes 337 amino acids. The transcript has a single exon. NCBI's taxonomy places the organism in Eukaryota, Apicomplexa, Conoidasida, Eucoccidiorida, Cryptosporidiidae.
AUGAUGAAACGGAAAUUUCCGCAUAAUAACUUUCAAACUGGGCAAAUAGACAGUACAAUAAAGAACAAUAACACAGGUAAGGCUAGAAGCAACUAUUCAAAUGCUAUUGGGAAUGCCAAUUCUUAUCAAAAUUCAUUAAAAAUAGAAAGAAAUAAAAAUGCUCAAUGCUACCUCAAUGUGCCAACAAUACCGAACAACUUGAACAAUAAGAACACAAAAAAGAUUGAACAUAUAAACAAAAAACCUCCAAGUAAUUUAUACCAGAAAAUGCAAAAUGACGAUCAAUCUAAGAGACAUAUUGAUACAAAGAGAGAAAAAAGCGAAUAUGAAUAUUCUUCUACAAAAAUGAAUAUCCAACAAAACCAAGAUAGUUCUACAAAAAAGAAAAGCAAUUCAAAUCAAAUGGAAUCGUAUGAGACAAAAAAAAUGGUUGAAUCAAAAAAGAGUUGUAUUGAAGCGACUAGGAACAUUUUUUCAGUCGAAGAAAGUAUAUCUACUGGAAUUAAGAUGCAAUUGAUAUACAGUUUGUUUGGAAAAUCUGAAUUCCAGUCUUUAACUCAAUUAAUAUUCAACUUACUAAAUGGAAAGUCGGUUGGACCAGCUAAUAAAACAGAUAAGUCAAAGUGCAUACUUUUUCUUGAUUAUCUAAUUCUUAGAACAAAAAAGUUGAGUUACAUAAUUGAUUCUUGCAUUCAAGACAAAUCAUUAUUAUUAAGACUUUUAGAAAAAGAUAGGCAAGAGUUCGAAUUGUCUGUAAGAAAUGUUAAGCAUAUAAUUUACGAAAAUAUUGUAGAGUCGAAAAAUAUUCAAUCUUUUUGGCACAAAUGUGAUAUUCUUUCUGAAGAGAUAAAUUCUAUCAAAAAUAAGAGGGAUAUUCAAAAUGAAAUAGAAAGUGAAUAUGAAAGUUACAAUGUGAUUAAAGCCGUAACAAGAGAGAAAAAAAUAAAUUUCAAUCAAAAAAAGAAGUCCAUUCGUGAUAUUUGUCUAAUAUUAUCUAAAUUAAUUUCUAAAUAA